This is a messenger RNA of Chironomus riparius, 3514 nucleotides long. Lineage: Eukaryota; Metazoa; Arthropoda; Insecta; Diptera; Chironomidae. The record is from the annotation of a GenBank genome assembly.
ACAGUAAAAAGAGAAAAACCUCGUAGCGAUAUUGAGAAUGGGGAACAGCAAAAAAAAAACAUUCAGUAUUGAUGGUUAGCUUCUCACAUCAACACGUGUUGAGAUUAUUCCGCGUCGUGUUUUUUUAGAAAAAAGGAAAGACAAAAAAAAUCCCUCAACAAAAAUUUCUUUUUUCUGUGUGUCCAAAAAGGAGAGAAUCAGAAUAUUUUUAUGUGAAAAGGAAGACGAGUAAAAAAAAUAAUAAACAGACAUAAAAAAGUUUAUUUUGGAUACUCAUAACAAAUUGUUUUGUGCGCCUUUGAUGCACCAAUGGAUUUGAUUGAUUACAAAAAAUUUAUAUACAGAGAAAUUAUUGUAUCCAAUGUGGAAUCGUGACUGGAUUGUUGUGGAUGAUUUGUUCUAAUGAGAAGAAGUCUAAAAAGGUCACCGAGUAUUGGAAGCAAAACAUAAAUUAAUUUGUAUCAGUGCCAUAAAUAGAAAUACGAAAGAAAUUUUCAAAAAAAAACAACCCAUUUAAAAGUGAAUCAAGUGAACCGCAUGGAAUCCGAAUGAAUUUAAAUUAGAUACAAAAAAAUUUAAUUGAACCCACCAGGAAUCACAGUGAUUUACAUAAAAUCUUGAGUGAAUUAAGAUAAAUCAGUUACAUUAGCAAACAACCUUACACAAAAAAUAAUUUAUGUGCAAAAAUAAUCCGAUGAGUCAUCAGUGCAGAAUCAAAAAUUGAAGUGAAUUGUCUAAGAAUAGAACAAAAUUUUCAUGUGAAUCACGAGGAAUUGCAGACAAAUUAGACUAGAUUUAGAAACAAAUAAAAAAAUUGUAAUUUCAAAUUGAAAAUCAAGGAAAAAAUUUGCAUGCAUGUGAAGUGAAUUUUAUUUUAUUCUCAAAAAAAAAACAACAAGCAAGAAAAAGUCAUCAAACAUAAAAAACGAGAAAGAGAAAUAAAAAUAAGAAAGUUAUGUCAAAUCGAGAAGAGAAUAAGAAGAAGACGAAGAUAAAUGAAAAAUAAAACAAGAAUGAAAAUGGAUAUACAAACAAAUCAGAAAAGAAUUGUGAAAUAAAUUAAAUUCUCUCUCAAGAUUUUUUUUGAUGUGUGUGAGAAAAAUUUAAAACAAAAAAAUUCAAAUUAGAAAGGAAUUUAAAUGUGUGAAUUUAAGAAAAUGACUAAUUAACGGUCAUAAAGAUUCAAAAAAGUUUUUAAUUUGUGCUAGAAUUUUAUACAGUUACAAGAAUUACAUUAGACAUAUAUUGAACUUAUCAGCUAAGAUACCAUGCUAAACUAAGUCCAUUCAACUCAAGUGACUCAUAAAAUAAAACCAUAGAAAGAACAGAACCUUACUAAGUGAACAUAUUCAACUAGUGAAUUUCUUUUUAUAUCGACGUGUAGCAUAAAUCUCACAUAAAUUUGUGAAUUAAAAAAUUAUUACUAAAAAGUGUUUAAUAAAAUAACAAGAAAUUAUUAAAAAAUUUUGUAAUAAAUAAGCAAUGGAUACAAGUUACAACAUUGGAAAUGAAAUGGAUGCAAACAUGUUUAAUCAGUACAUGUACAAGAGACCUGAUGAGAAUUUGGAUGUUUCAUUAUCUGUGCCACAAUAUAACGGACAUCCACCCCCACCUCCACAUGGUCACAUUAGAUACCAUAAUUUAAAUGAUCAGACACAAUUUCACACACCCUCAUUUGGAGAUGAAGAAUUUGACAUACCGCCGGGCGUAAUGCAUCCCCAUCAUCAUCAUCAGCAACCUCAUCAUCCUUCACAUCAUCAAUUAGAUCAAUAUCAAAUGCAUAGUCAAAUGGGUGGCCUAAUGAAUGAUCAAUAUAGUCAGCAUCAAUGGCAUCAACAUCCACAAGCGUCACCGGCUCAAGGUCCCGAAUCUCAUAUGAUGUCUGGAAAUCAAACAUAUCAUAAUUUACAUUCACCAACAAAUCAUUCCACUUAUCAUCACUUGUCUAGUCCAAAUCAACAAAUGUUAAUGAUGCAACCGCCACAACAGACCCAUCAACAGCCACCACCAAAUCAGCAUCAACAGCAACAGCAGCAACAAAUUCAACCACAAAUGUCACCGCAAAUGAGUGGUGGUAAUAAUUACAUUGGACAAUCACCACCGCAAACAGCGCCAAUUAACAGCCAUGAAAAUGGUUCAACGAGUGAUGAUAGUGAUGAAAAUAAUACACUUAAUGAUCCAAAUGCCAAUACAUUCAAACGUCCAUCACCAGACCCUUACAUUGGAAAUGAUUCACCAAAUCGCAAUAACAGUACAAUGAAGGCUAAAGCAGCUCCAGCACGUAAGCCGAAGACAUCGAAAAAGAAGAAGAAAAAGGAUCCAAAUGAGCCACAAAAACCUGUAUCAGCAUAUGCUCUAUUUUUCCGUGACACUCAAGCCUCAAUUAAAGGACAGAAUCCAAAUGCAUCGUUCGGUGAGGUUUCAAAAAUUGUCGCAUCUAUGUGGGACGUGCUGGCACCCGAUCAUAAAAAUGUUUAUAAAAAGCGAACGGAAGUAGCAAAGAAGGAGUAUCUAAAAGCUUUGGCAGCUUAUCGUGCAAGCUUAGUGUCACAGGGCACUGAAUCGGAGUCACAAUCUCCACCACAUCAACAACUUCAGCAGAAGAAUGUUACGGUAUCAACACAAAAUACACAUAAGAUUCAAAAUCAACCACCACCACCAUCAUCACAGCAUAUGCAACAAUCUAUGCCACCGAAUGGACCUCAUCGCAUGAGUCCAGGUCAGCAUCAUCAGAUGCCACCGCAGAGUUAUGUACCACAGCCAAUGCACAAUUAUCAACCAGCACCACAUCCUUAUUCACAUACACCCUCACCUUAUGGAUCACCUCAACAGCCAUUACUUUAUCCAAUGAAUCCAAAUAUGAUGCAACCUCCACCGCUUAAUGGAAUGAAUGGAAUGAUGAAUAUGCAGCAACAGCAACAACAACAACAACAACCAGGUCCGCAACAAUAUAUUAAUCAACAGGAGUAUCCUCGAGGGUAUUCCCCAUGUAUACCUGAGAAACCAGCCCCAGGGAUACAUUGAUCAGCAACAACAACAACAACAGCCAGCAUCUCAGCAGCAGUCGGAAAUGCUUGUCUUCUCUUAGAGAUUAUUUAUGUGUUUGUAAAUAUAGACGAUCGAGAAUAAGAAAAACAACAGAAGUAAAAUUAUGCAUAUAUAUAUAGACAUAUACCUACAUAUAAUUGGAAUUGUUAGGACGGGAAAAAUUUAAGCGAAAAUUUCUUCUUCACACGCUGUUCAAGCAUCAUGAUAAGGAACAACAUACUCUCAAAAAAGAAAAAAAAAACACAUAAAGAAAUAUAUUGUCCAUAAGCAUGAGGCUGUGUUAGAUGAAAAAACAAGGAUUUAAAAAAAUUACUACAUGAAAUGAACAUAAAAAGAGUAAAAGAAGUAAAUAAAAUAAAAACAUAAAAAUUAAUUAAAAUAAUUGAAUAAAAGUAAAUAAUUAAUAAAUUUAAAACAAUGAUAAGCAAACAAAAAAAAAUGAAAAUGAAAAUUGAGAAAUUAAGGA